AGCGACAGCGAGCGAUGCUUCGUUGGACUCUCCGCCGGCCACCGGCGAGUCCACCAUCCCAUUCCCAUCCACCCGCUCCUUCCAACUCCCAGGCGUUGCUGGCUGCUGCUACCGAAACUGCUCCGCCUCCCGGCCAAUGCGCAGUUGCGCUCGCGCAGACGCGCACGGACAGCGCCACAUCGGCCUUGAUUAGCGAAGUGUUCCCUUGCCCUACCUCUCCCUCCCCUGUUCCGACGCGGCGGCCGGUGAGCACCUGCCCGGUCGCUAGCUUCUGCCAUGGCUCACGAAGUUGGCGACAACGGCGGCGAACUCCCGCCGCCCGCGAAGAAGAAGUCGCCCGCCGAGGAGGAGGCCGAGAAGAGGAGGAAGAAGCUUACACCUGGGAGCUUGAUGAAGGGCAUCAUACGGUCUGGGAGUGGUGAUGCCACCCCUGCAGAGGGCGAUCAGGUUAUACUUCAUUGCACUACUCGGACGAUGGAUGGUAUUAUUGUCAAUUCUACAAGAAGGGAGCACGGAGGUAAAGGAAUCCCACUCAGAUUUGUUUUAGGGAAGAGCAAGAUGAUCCUAGGCUUUGCUGAAGGCUUCCCAACAAUGCUGAAGGGUGAAAUUGCUAUGUUCAAAAUGCAGCCUAAAAUUCACUACGCUGAGGUUGAUUGUCCAGUUGCAGCUCCAGAUGGCUUCCCGAAAGAUGAUGAACUUCAAUUUGAGAUUGAAAUGUUGGAUUUCUUUAAAGCCAAGGUUGUGGCAGAGGAUUUGGGGGUGGUAAAGAAGGUGAACAACUUUCCUAUAUCAUUGCAGCAAAAAUGCUUUCCCCCCUCCAUUUUCGUGGAGCACCUGUUAGUUAUUUCUUAUGUUUCAUAAAAUAGUUGAAGAAGGCAAGGGAUGGGAAACACCUAGAGAGCCAUAUGAAAUAACAGCACGGAUAACUGUAAGAACAGCAGAUGGAAAAGAAAUUAUUCCAAGUAAAGAAGAGGCAUAUUUCUUUACUAUUGGUAAAUCUGAGGUACCUAAAGGGCUUGAAAUGGGCAUUGGAACAAUGGCUCGCAAGGAAAAGGCAAUUGUUUUUGUUAGCAAUACUUAUUUGACGAAGUCCUCACUAAUGCCAGAGCUUGAAGGCCUUGAAGAAGUUCAUUUUUACAUUGAAUUGGUUCAGUUUAUCCAGGUGAGAGACAUGCUUGGUGAUGGUCGUCUAAUAAAACGACGUGUAGUUGAUGGAAAAGGUGAAUUUCCAAUGGACUGUCCUCUUCAUGACAGCUUAUUAAGAGUGCAUUAUAAGGGUAUUCUCCUUGAUGAACCAAAGUCAGUGUUUUAUGAUACACGUGCCGAUAAUGAUGGUGAACCGUUGGAAUUCUGUUCCGGAGAAGGCUUGGUUCCAGAGGGAUUUGAAAUGUGUGUUCGGCUAAUGCUUCCUGGUGAAAAAUCUGUUGUCACCUGCCCACCAGAUUUUGCAUAUGAUAAGUUCCCAAGGCCAGCAAAUGUUCCUGAAGGAGCUCAUGUUCAGUGGGAAAUUGAACUACUUGGGUUUGAAAUGCCCAAGGAUUGGACUGGCUUAACUUUCGAAGAAAUCAUGGAUGAGGCAGACAAAAUAAAGAACACGGGUAACAGACUGUUUAAAGAAGGAAAGUUCGAACUUGCAAAGGCGAAAUAUGAUAAGGUGCUUAGGGAAUAUAACCACGUGCAUCCUCAUGAUGAUGAAGAGGGAAAAAUCUUUGCUAAUUCAAGAAAUUCCCUACAUCUAAAUGUAGCUUUUUGCUACCAGAAGAUGGGUGAAUACAGAAAAUCCAUUGAAACAUGCAAUAAGGUGCUGGACACAAAUCCUGUGCAUGCGAAAGCUCUUUACCGCCAAGGAAUGUCCUACAUGUUACUCGGGGAAUUUGAUGAUGCGAGGAAUGAUUUUGAGAAGAUGAUUACCGUUGACAAGUCAUCAGAACCGGACGCUACAGCUGCCCUCCUUAAACUUAAGCAGAAGGAACAGGAAGCUGAAAAGAAGGCGAGGAAGCAGUUCAAAGGGCUCUUUGACAAGAAGCCGGGAGAGAUAUCUGAAGUUGGUGUAGAAUCAGAGGGUGGAAAGGAUGCGGGUGAUGCAAGGGGCUCUGGUGAGGCAACAAGUGCUGAUAGAGGUGCAAAUACAAUGGAUAGUCCGACCAGAGAAUCAGAGUACGCAUUCGAGGAAGAGAGGCCUGGGCUUCUUGGCCGCUUGUGGCCUUCUGCGAGGAGGAUCUUCUCGUCUGUUGGCAUAAACAGGUGUACAAUACUAUAAGGUGUUUAAUUCCUACUAGGGUGACUUUGGAAAUCAUGGUGGUGAAGAUGAACUGCCCCGAGGUUUGUGGUGUUUAUUAGAGUUUCCUGACGACGAAAAAAAUGGCGAGGAAUGUUUGGAUGUAUGGAAAACGAACCGUGUGCAUGAUAAUGUAAAAAAUGAGAAAUAAAUUGCAGGGAAUUUUAUUCGUAGUU
Zea mays is the source of this 2454-nucleotide messenger RNA. RefSeq lists its product as uncharacterized. The transcript is spliced from 20 exons. Gene Ontology annotation, molecular function: peptidyl-prolyl cis-trans isomerase activity; protein binding. Bases 851 to 2260 code for a protein of 469 amino acids. NCBI's taxonomy places the organism in Eukaryota, Viridiplantae, Streptophyta, Magnoliopsida, Poales, Poaceae. The record is from RefSeq and is a predicted model, not a curated record.